AUGGAGUCCCGGUGCACACAGCAAGCCGUGCAGGAGUUCCUUAUGGAGAGAGGAGGGAGGGUCCGACAGAUGGAACUGAUCGAUCACUUCCUAUCAAUUUGGGAGGAAAAUGAUCCAUCUAAGGAAGAGGUGGAUCGUGAAACGCUGAAACGCAUCGUGGACGUGGUGGGUUUCGUGAAUGUGGAGGACGGUGUGAAAUUCGUGUGUUUAAGUGGUGAAUUGACGGCGGAGUCGGUGAUGCGGACGGACGCAGAGAGCAACGAUCACGUCGAGAGCAACGGUAACGGUAAUCUCCAGGACAACGACUGUGACAACGGCAACGCUGACAACAGAGAGCAAACAGGAGCAACCAGUCCACUAACAGCCAGUCUGGACAAUGACAAGCAGUCAAACGGCAAUGAGCAACCUGGAGCCCCAUCCCAGAAUAAUAAGACCAGCACAAUGACCCCUGCUUCUACUGGAGGAGGAGGAGAGGUGAAGCUGAGAGACAGAAGGAGGCGAGAGUCAGCCCCAAUUAUCGGCAUUCCAGAAUUGGACCAGGUGCACCCUGGAGGGUCCCACAGCCAGCAACUGAGAGGAGCUCGCAGGGUAUCCAAAGGGUCACAGCGGGCCAUGCUGACCAGCUGCCUAUCUGAAGACAGCGCAUUGGAGGGGCUGGACCCUGUCGGCGAUAUCAAUACUCCGAAGGGAAGCCGCAGGAACUUCAUAGAGCUGAUGAUGAGUAGUUCUCCUCAGGUUCGGAGGUCUCUGAUCAACCGUGGUUCACGUCUCCGGGACUCUGUGAGAAGCGAUGGCGACUCUGCCUCAAUCCUCUCCUCAGCCACUGACGAGGACUGUGCCUCAGUGACCCUUGAUCCACUGGAGCACGAGUGGAUGCUGUGCGCCUCAGAAGGCUUGUGGGAAAGCCUGCAGCCCCUGCUAACUGUUGAACCCAGUCUGGUGGCCAAGAGAGACUUUGUGACCGGCUUCACUUGCCUCCACUGGGCAGCUAAGCAAGGCAAAGCUGAGCUGCUCUCCCAGCUACUUGCCUUUGCCAAGGAGAACGCUGUGCCUGUGAAUGUGAACAUCAGAUCAAGUGCUGGAUAUACACCUCUACACCUGGCAGCCAUGCAUGGACACACACAGGUGGUCCGCGUGUUGCUGUCAGACUGGGAGGCUGAUCCUGAGGCAAGAGACUACAGCGGGAGGCGAGCCAUCCAGUACCUCUCCCCACCAGUGGCGGCAGACCUGCACGAGGAGGGCGUGGUCACCUCACCGGGAGCUGAGUCAGACAACGAAAACACAAACGGAAUCAGUGGUGGAGGGCGCAGCUGGCGGUUUGCCAGAGUGCUCCAGGGCAAUCUGAACCCACUACGCCUCCUGAACCCACCAGCUGAGGCAGCAGAGGAGGCGGUCGGGAACGGGAGGACUAAAGGGGGGAUACAGAGGAAGUCGUCUCUGAGCAGGCUCAACGCACGGCUGCAUCGGGGACGCCACCGAGCCCAGAUCAUCCACAGCGCCUCCUUCAGGGACACAGGGGAGGUGGGAAGAGGCGAGGACCUACCCAGCAGCCCUCUACGAACCAGACCACUGUCCAACCUGUUUGGAUGA
Scomber japonicus (chub mackerel) is the source of this 1590-nucleotide messenger RNA. It is a transcript of the gene sowahca, whose product is annotated as sosondowah ankyrin repeat domain family Ca. Gene Ontology annotation, molecular function: protein binding. The record is from RefSeq and is a predicted model, not a curated record. The transcript has 4 exons. Lineage: Eukaryota; Metazoa; Chordata; Actinopteri; Scombriformes; Scombridae. Bases 1 to 1590 code for a protein of 529 amino acids.